Messenger RNA from Scylla paramamosain (green mud crab), 5680 nucleotides. It is a transcript of the gene mre11, whose product is annotated as double-strand break repair protein MRE11-like. Gene Ontology annotation, biological process: double-strand break repair via nonhomologous end joining; mitotic intra-S DNA damage checkpoint signaling; mitotic G2 DNA damage checkpoint signaling. Bases 354 to 2279 code for a protein of 641 amino acids. Gene Ontology annotation, molecular function: 3'-5'-DNA exonuclease activity; manganese ion binding; single-stranded DNA endonuclease activity. NCBI's taxonomy places the organism in Eukaryota, Metazoa, Arthropoda, Malacostraca, Decapoda, Portunidae. The record is from RefSeq and is a predicted model, not a curated record. Gene Ontology annotation, cellular component: site of double-strand break; Mre11 complex; nucleus. The transcript is spliced from 16 exons.
CUCACCACUCACAUCAUUGACACUGCUGAUGCCCUGAGGGUGAGGUAUCCUGCAGCCAAGCUGGUCAUCUGUGGGGACUUUAACAGAUUAGAUACCAGCGAUAUCGAUAUAAUUGCAGUUUCCCCCAAUAAACCGCACAAUAAAAUCACGGUAGCAGCGUAGUCUCUCCUGGAUGAGAAGAGCGACGUAAGAGAUCAAGAGCGGUGGAUUUGAGGGAUAGCGCGCGACCUGUCUUCUUACUCGGGUGGACCACCUGAUCGGCGCCACACAGCCACAGGCCUUCUGAAGUGCCCUUAAAAGUGAGCACUGACUUACCGCACUAUCAUUAGAACCACAUCUGACGAGGUGGACUAAUGGCGGCAGAGGAGGACGACUCUUUUCGCAUCCUGGUGGCCACGGACAACCACCUUGGCUAUGCAGAGAAGCACCCUGAGAGGGGUAAUGACAGCUUCCAGAGCUUUGAGGAGGUGCUGGAGUUGGCAGUGGAACACAACGUAGAUUUCAUCCUUCUCGGUGGGGAUCUCUUCCAUGAGAACAAACCGUCCCGCCACUGCCAGGUGCGCUGCAUGGAUCUACUGCGUAAAUACACCUUUGGGGACAGGCCAGUACACUUCAACAUAUUGAGUGAUCCUGCUGUGAACUUUCCACAUACCAAACAGGUCAACUUCCUUGAUCCAAACUUGAAUGUGGCCAUACCAGUGUUCUCCAUCCAUGGCAAUCAUGAUGACCCCGCAGGUCUGGGGUUACUGUGUGCCCUGGAGAUGCUGUCUAGUGCAGGGCUUAUCAACUACUUUGGUCGUGUAUCUGAUUUGAAUGAGGUAAAGAUUUCUCCCAUUCUGAUGGAGAAAGGCGCUACCAAGCUGGCUCUUUAUGGCUUGUCUUCAGUCAAAGAUGAAAGAUUACAUCGUCUCUUUGUGGAGAAUAAGGUCAAGAUGCUGCGGCCCAAGGAGUCCCUCACAGAGUGGUUUAACCUGAUGACGGUGCACCAGAACCAUGCCAAACGUGGACCCUCCAACUACUUGCCUGAGUCCUUCCUUGAUCCGUUCCUGGACCUCAUCAUCUGGGGCCAUGAACAUGACUGCAUCAAGGAACCGUGGCACUCCCAUCAGAACUUUCACAUCUUGCAGCCAGGUAGUUCUGUUGCUACCUCACUAACCCCUGGUGAAGCAAUAGAAAAGUGUGCCUUCUUACUGCAGGUAAACAGCCGCCACCAGUUCAAAAUUGAUCCCCUGCCUCUCAAGACUGUGCGUCCCUUCCUGUUUGAGGAAGUGGUUCUUUCUGAGUACAACAUAGAGGAAGAAGUGCAUCGGAUCAAGAGGAAGAUGGAACCAACCAAAGAGGAGAGUGCUUGGGAUCUCAUGAUGAAGGCCAGAGGGAUAGGAGGAACCAAGGGGAGAGGGCGAGGGCGAGGAGGCAAGGAUGGUGAUGCCACUUCCCAAGCUCAGAAUAAAGACAACCCAGUGGAGGUGUUUAUAGAGCACCGGGUGAAGGAGCUCCUGAAGGGAGCCAAGAAGCUGCUGACAGGACACCCCCGGCAGCCCAUCUUACCCUUAGUAAGAGUGCGUGUGUACUACUCUAAUGAGGCCGAGAUCUUCAAUGUCUCCCGCUUUGGUUUCAAAUUUGAGAACUUAGUGGCUAACACAGAGGACUUGGUCUCCUUUGUACGGGAGAAGACAGUGAAGGACACAGAUGGUGGCCGGCCAUCUUCCCCGGGUCUUCGUGAAAAUCUCAUCAGUGUAGAUGACGUGAACAGCACAGUGGAAGGGCUGGUGGAGGAAAUCUUCCGGACCAAUGCUCUGCCAGGAUGCGAGAUGCACCUUCUUACUGAACGGGGGAUGAGUGCUGCUGUCAGUGCCUAUGUGCAGAAGGAAGACAAGCAUGCAGUGUCCACCAUGAUAGACUACCAAGUGCAGCGCAUGCAGGAAUACCUCCUCAGCCUGGAUAAAGAUUAUGAUGAUCCUAAGGAGCUUGAAGCUGACAUUCUGGCCUUCAGGGCAGAACGCAAUGCUGCAGCCAACUUCCAAAGGGAAGAGGAUGAGAUUUUGGAAGCACUUCAGCUCAGCAGCCAGGCUGAGAAUGGCUCCACUGCUGACCAAGACUCAGACUCAGAUAUCGAAACCAUUGAUGAUGAUAGUGAUAAAGAUUUUUCAUCAUCAUCAAGAGGUAGGGGAGCACGAGGCCGGGGAAGCCGAGGCAGCAGGGGUGGGUCUAGAGGCACCACAUCACAGGCCAGCAGGGCACGAGGCAGCAGAGGCCGAGCACGGAAAUGUCUUGUAUAAAAAACUCCUUAGCAGAGAGGAAGAUAGAAGUUUCACUGCAAAGAAGAGAUAGAAGAUGGAAUCUUGAAGAGGAAAGAUUUGAACAUUAGUAGUUUUGAUGGUGUUUCAAUUAAACUACUAUCAUCAUCAUUAUUUUAUUUAGAUAUGAAUGCAAAUGUGCUGUUAGAGAAACAUGUACACAAAUGCUAUUUUUGGGUUGUGGUUUGUAGACAUACCAUCUGUGGUCUAAGAGAGAGAUCUCAGGCUACAGAUCCAGUGUUUUCAAAGCACUCCCCCUACUUCCCUCUCAAGAUAGUAUGUCAUGUAAACGAGUUAUGUAAAUGAGUUAAAGAAGAAGAUUUGGGACCCAAGUGACAAGAGAAUGAGAACAAUGAGUACAAGAGAUGUGGUACAGUGUCAGUGCAUGUGCUGUACAUUUAGUUGUGGAAUGGGUGAAAGAAAAAGAUGUGGUUAUAGCCAAUAUAUAUUGGUUAGGUUGUAGUUGUAUUGGUUAGAAUGAAGAGAAGAGUUUUUUUAAAGAUGGAAGUUGAUUCUAGAAGGGCAUUUGUAGGAAGAAAAAUACAGAAUGUGUGUGCAGGAAAUGUUAGUACAGACAACAGGCUAGGUGCUUCAAGAACCAAGAAUAGUAUGCUUAGGUAGGAAGAAGUGAGUACAGACAGCAGGGUAGGUGCUUCAAGAACCAAGAAUAGUAUGCUUAGGUAGGAAGAAGUGGCCAUGACCAUCCUAUUGGGAUGCAGUCACAGAGGAAGCAAGAUUCUCUUUAAUAGCUCACUUUCCCUAUGGGGUGGCCUAGGCAAAAGAGCCUCCAUCUCUUGCAAUCUAAAUAUCCUCUUCUCAGUUGUUCAAGUAAGCACUUUGCCUCUACUAUCACCUCUUGCUUACAUGUGCUCCUUUAUCCUUUCAUCUUAAAAACUGCCUUCCUCUCCUAUUAGCUAGCACCUUAAACUUCUAUCAUUCUUUACAAACACUUCCCUCUUUAUUCUCAGUAUGGUUAUAACCAUAGCUGGACAUGAUAACGAAAAAAUUGAUUUUGAUAAGUGAUAAAUUGAUAACAAUAACCUUAUUGGUGAACUGGUGAUAUAUUUAUCAUCUGAUAACCGAUAAUCUAAAAUCCCAAUACUAGCGAUAACAAUAUUGAUUUUAAAUUUAAAAAAUUGAUAUUUAGUUAAAAUCUUUAAAAUAAAGUUUUCUUAGAAAAAUUUAAAUUCAAACAUUAUCUUUUCAGUAAUGAAAAAUAAAAUAGACUAUUUUAAGGAAAAUAACCAUAUUUCUAAUGAAAAAUUUUUAAGUAAAAUAACAUUUGAUUUUCAACAUGCUCAUGUCCCAAAAAUUAAAAUUAUUGAUUAUCACUAGUUUGGAAACAAAAAUAUCGACAAUACCAGUGAAUCAAUAACAUGGAAAAAUAAUUAUCACAAUUGUUAUUAUCACAAUAAUAAUUUAUUGUAAUAACGCCCACCUGUGAUUAUAACCACUGAAAAUGUUUCACCCAGUCCACAACACCACAAUUUUUUCUCAAGUUGCACCAGCACCCAUGCUGUAUCCAUUGUACUCAAUUAUGGAUCUUGUCUUGUCACAACAAAUGAGGUGUCCUGCUUUAAAAGGGCCACUCGCACCAUCCUGGCCAAACCUGAGUAUAGCACAAUAUUGUCUUGACUUUCCCCUGGAGUGGAUGAGUGUCCUGGUAGUACGGUUAAAAAUCUAUACAAGGAGCAAAUAAUUUUUAUGUUUAGUUGACCAUCAAUGCAGGUGCAACACACUGCUAAGCAAUAUUCUGUGUUAGAAAGGCUGCCCAUCCAGAAUGAGCUGCCAUUAUAGUUUUGAAAAUUAACAGUUAAUUCCUUUCAUUUUGGUGUCUGUUGAGAUAGAAAGGAUGCUCCCAGCUUUUCUGCUGUGUAUUAGUAAUGGGAUGAGCAACCCUUAACCCACUGUCCAGUUUCUUCACAAUUUUUCCACUUUGUCAUUGUUAAUAGUUAUUUUGUAUUCUUAUGUUCAAUAUUCAUGAAUUAUUAUUAUUGUGUGAAGUAUUCAGAGAACAAAUACACUCAGACUUUGGUGAACUUCCAAAACCAUAACUAAAUUUGCAAAAAGACAUACAAAAAUUAGGUAGUGAAUAUCAUUGGUCUCAAAUAUUUUUUGAGGCUACCAUGAUUUUGAUCGUCUGCUGGUCAUUUUGAUUAUAUAAUAAAGUUAUGGUAGUAUGGUAGUUAUGGUUCAUCAAACUCUGAGUCAAAAGCCUUUUUCUCACUUUAUUUUGACACAAUGCAGGAUGCCUCAAAUGCUCUCAAAAUUUCUUUAGACAGCAUGCACUUUUGAUUGGUGGGGAGGGGCUGUGGUUUGUAAGCAGUGGGUUUGUGAGAAUAGUUAGGGUUCCUUGAGAGAAAGAAUAAUCAGAUAAUGGUUAGGGUGCCUUGUCUGUCCUUACUGUAUGACUGACAGCAAUAGGAUAUAGCUAAUGUUGGUAACAACAGUACAUACACAUAUGCCAAGGCUGUUUCUCAAAAAGGGGGAUAGGCCAGACAAGGCACACUUCUUUCUUGGAUGAUUUUAUACACCACUCUAAGAAUGAUAAUCUGAUUAUAUUCUAGAUAGACAUUCAGUAUGAAGAGGGAUCUAUAUGCAUACAUUCAUACACAAGUAUGAAAGAAGAGAAAGGAUCUCUUUUCUUGCCCAGUGUUUGUUGCUAAGCAGUUCCCAUAUCCAUGCCCUAAAGCAAUUCUGGUUUAUCCCUUUUUCACAAUAAUAUAUCCUAUCCUUGACCUUUACAUACAGAACAUAAUUAAUCAAGGCUGCAUCUCCAUUCAUACAUUCACAACUGCUCUCCAUUUUUCAUCUACCUCCUCAGGCAGCUUAACAGUCACCCUAUAUUUCACCCUCAAUCAUUUACCAAACUAAUGGCAUUUCAUUACUUAACUGUGGGCAUAUGGUGAACUCUCAGCAAACACUUCACAGUAAAUGUCAGCUUGAUAUCUACGUAAAUUAUUAUUUUGCAGUACUUUUAACCCUACUUGGUCUUCUGUCUUCAUCCUUUUUUCCAUCUGGAACGCCAUUGAAAUCCUGUCUUCUAUAUUGCAAGAAAAAUCUUUAUAAGAGUUGUGAACUGUUACAUCCACAACAUAGGGAAGUCUCAUAUCUCAUUGUAUUUGAACAUUUGAUACAUUCCUACUUCAUAUUUAUAGAUUAUUAAAGCCUUGCCCCACCACCAACACACGCCUAGAUAUACAUACAGUUCUUUCUAGCCACAGAAGUUUAUCCACUUCAGCAAAGAGGGAUCUCGGUGAAUGAUACGGUGCCUGCUGAGAUCUGUAAUGCAGGGAUAUUAAGUGUGCACUGGAUGCAAAAAGUCAUGCACACAAUUAUCCAAACAAUUUUCCAAUACAGAAAAUAAAUAGAUCUAUUUUUAA